Messenger RNA from Protopolystoma xenopodis, 516 nucleotides. The record is from the annotation of a GenBank genome assembly. NCBI's taxonomy places the organism in Eukaryota, Metazoa, Platyhelminthes, Monogenea, Polystomatidea, Polystomatidae.
AUGUUCACUAGACUGAGCAGGGGUGUGAGCAGCUACUUGUCCGGCGUUGUACAAUCCACGGUCUCCAGCCUACUGGAUGCCAGCUGCAUUGAACUGGACCCAAGCGACCUUAACUCCUUGCUGCCCACGCCGAUGGGCCGUUUGGCUGCCCAUUAUUAUUUAAGUCAUCUUACUAUGCAUCUAUUUGUCCAGAAGCUUACUCCUGCGGCCGAUUUAGAGCUCAUCUUGAAUAUUUUAGCACAUGCUCAUGAAUUCGCCGAACUUCCUGUUCGUCAUAAUGAAGACAACGCAAAUGAGCAACUUUCCCGCGAGCUACCCUUGGAAGCUGUGGGCUCUUGGGACUCGGCGCACACCAAGGCUCACCUUUUGUUGCAAGUCCACUUCACCCGACUCACACAUAUUCUUCCUGUCUGCGACUAUGUUACCGAUACGAAACUGGUACUCGACCAGGCGCCCCGUAUUGUCCAGAGUACUCGGUUGGUAGCUUUUUUAGUCAUUAAGCAUACUCGUUGUUAA